Messenger RNA from Aspergillus terreus NIH2624, 1113 nucleotides. RefSeq names its product DUF1295 domain protein. Lineage: Eukaryota; Fungi; Ascomycota; Eurotiomycetes; Eurotiales; Aspergillaceae. The record is from RefSeq and is a predicted model, not a curated record. Gene Ontology annotation, cellular component: membrane. The transcript is spliced from 2 exons. The coding region runs from base 1 to 1113 and encodes 370 amino acids.
AUGGCGCUGCCGCUUCCUGACGUCCAGUCCAUUUGGGACUGCACUUACUUCAACCGCACGGUCCUUCCAUUUCUCCCGCAGCUGACGACCUUGCCUGAAAGACUCCAGGUUGUCGCGGCAGCGAAAGAUGCGCAAGGUCUGAAGGAGAUCUACCUCUCCACGAACCCAUUUGUCUCAGCACUUGGUCUCUGCCUGGCGCUGUCGGCUUUCUUCCUUGUUUUCUCGGAGCUGAACCGCAACUGGUCGCAAGUUGAUCGCUUCUGGAGUAUCCUCCCCGCAGUUUACAAUGUGCAUUUCGCCGUUUGGGCGCGCAUGUCGGGCCUCCGCACCGAGGCGCUGGACACCAUCGCCGCUCUCGCCGUACUCUGGAGCAUCCGCCUGACGUUCAACUACUGGCGCAAGGGCGGCUACAAGAUCGGCUCCGAGGACUACCGCUGGGAGGUGGUGCGCGCCAAGGUCAACAACCGGUUCAUCUUCUUCCUGUUCAACGUGGUCUUCAUCUCCCUGACGCAGAGCCUGCUCCUGCUCCUCAUCACGGCGCCGACCUACAACUUCCUCCUGCUCUCGCGCCUCCCGCACAUGAAGUCGUUCGAGCUGCCCGACCUGAUCUUCUCGCGCGUCGCCUUCUUCUUCCUCAUCAUCGAGUACUUCGCCGACCAGCAGCAGUGGGCCUUCCACUGCGCCAAACACGAGUACCAGAAGUCCGCCCGCAUCUCCGGCCAGUACAAGUCGCAGUUCACCCCCGAGGACCUCGAGCGCGGCUUCGUCGUCAGUGGCCUGUGGUCCCUGUCGCGCCACCCCAACUUCGUCGCGGAGCAGGCCAUCUGGCUCACUCUCUACCUGUGGAACUGCUACCGCACCGAAACCUACCUCCAGUGGACCGGACUCGGCGUGCUGGGCUACCUGCUCAUCUUCCAGGGCAGCGUUCGUCUCACCGAGGCCAUCAGUGCGAGCAAGUACCCCGAGUACAGCGAGUAUCAGGCGCGUGUUGGACGCUUUAUUCCCCGGUUCUCUGUGAAGCCCAAGUACAAGGGCGGCAAGAAGAAGACCCGUCCCGCCAAGGAGAGCGUCGGUGAGGGCGAACAGACGGCUGUGGAGAAGAAAAGUCAGUAA